Messenger RNA from Alligator mississippiensis (American alligator), 8923 nucleotides. RefSeq names its product histone deacetylase 4 (gene HDAC4). The record is from RefSeq and is a predicted model, not a curated record. Gene Ontology annotation, biological process: negative regulation of transcription by RNA polymerase II; chromatin organization. Gene Ontology annotation, cellular component: histone deacetylase complex. Gene Ontology annotation, molecular function: histone deacetylase activity. Lineage: Eukaryota; Metazoa; Chordata; Crocodylia; Alligatoridae. The transcript has 28 exons. The coding region runs from base 496 to 3768 and encodes 1090 amino acids.
UGAGGGAAAAAAUGGUCGGAGCACGUGACUUUCCAGCUAAAAAUUCCAAGAUGGCGGAUCCCGUCAUGGGCUGAGUCCGUUGGUGGCGCGCGCGCCGCUGUGUCAGCGCCAGCCCCCGCCACUGCCCUCCCCGUGACCCGCUCCAGCUCCCGGGGCCCGUGCCCGCCGUCCAGCUUUUGUCACGACUUAAAGGUUAUCUAAUUCCCAGGAACACACCAGAGUUCAGAUUCUUCAAUAUGGAAGGUCACAAAAAGAGUAUUCAGAGGUUCACGUUUUGAAAGCCAUUAGAAGAUAUUCUGCCAUCCUAUUGGAUUACUUUGUUUACAGCACAGAAUGUCAUUCUGCUCUGGAUUUUAUAUGGUGGUUAUGAUUUAAUUCCCACUCUGUAUAUUUCUAUGUAUUGGUGGAGCAUUGGAGCUCUUUAGGGCUGCUGUUACUGGAGUGGAAACUGAUCCAUUUUGAAUCCCUUCUCAAAAGGACUAGACAUUAUUAGCAAUGAGCUCCCAAAAUCAUCCAGAUGGACUUUCUGCCCGAGACCAGCCAGUGGAACUGCUGAAUCCACCUAGAGUGAACCACAUGCCUAGUUCUGUUGAUGUGACUGCAACACUGCCCUUGCAAGUUGCACCAACUUCAGUUCCUAUGGACCUCCGUUUGGACCAUCAGUUUUCCAUGCCUGUGACAGAGCCAACACUCCGUGAACAGCAGCUCCAGCAAGAGCUCCUGGCUCUCAAACAAAAACAACAAAUCCAGAGACAAAUCCUCAUUGCUGAGUUCCAGAGGCAGCAUGAACAGCUCUCUCGGCAGCAUGAGGCCCAGCUACACGAGCACAUAAAACAACAGCAGGAGAUGCUAGCAAUGAAACAUCAGCAAGAACUCUUGGAGCACCAGAGGAAGUUGGAACAACACCGACAGGAGCAGGAGCUAGAGAAGCAGCAUAGAGAACAGAAACUACAGCAGCUCAAAAAUAAAGAGAAAGGAAAAGAAAGUGCAGUGGCAAGCACAGAAGUAAAAAUGAAAUUACAAGAGUUUGUCUUGAAUAAAAAGAAGGCUUUGGCACACCGGAAUCUCAACCAUUGCAUUUCCAGUGAUCCCCGCUUCUGGUAUGGGAAAACACAGCAUAGUUCUCUUGACCAGAGUUCACCUCCCCAAAGUGGAGUAUCAGGCACCUAUAACCACCCUGUACUGGGGAUGUAUGAUUCCAAAGACGACUUUCCACUCAGAAAAACAGCUUCUGAACCCAAUCUGAAAUUACGAUCCAGGCUAAAACAAAAAGUUGCUGAAAGACGGAGCAGCCCAUUGUUACGGAGAAAAGAUGGCCCAGUGGUUACUGCUCUUAAGAAGCGUCCAUUGGAUGUUACAGGUAUGUCUGACUCUGCAUGCAACAGUGCUCCUGGAUCUGGUCCCAGUUCUCCAAACAACAGCUCCAAUAACAUAAGUGCUGAGAAUGGAAUUACAGGAUCAGUCACAAGUAUUCAGGCAGAGACCAGCUUGGCUCACAGACUAGUGAAUCGCGAAGGUUCAGUAACACAGCUUCCUCUCUACACAUCUCCUUCCUUGCCCAACAUAACAUUAGGACUGCCUGCAACUGGCCCUUCCAGCGGGGGAUCAGGACAGCAGGAUGCUGAGAGACUUGCUAUUCCAACCUUACAACAGAGGAUCUCUUUAUUUCCUGGCACCCACCUUACUCCCUAUUUGAGCACUACAACGUUGGAAAGGGAUGGGGGAACUGCACACAACCCUCUCCUGCAACAUAUGGUCUUACUGGAACAACCAACUGCACAAACGCCCUUAGUCACAGACUGGUAUCUUUCAGGACUGGGGGCACUGCCCCUCCAUGCAGUGGUCAGUGGAGAUCGGGUCUCCCCCUCAAUUCACAAGCUCCGGCAGCACCGCCCGCUGGGGCGCACGCAGUCUGCUCCCCUGCCCCAGAACGCCCAAGCCCUCCAGCAGUUAGUGAUCCAGCAGCAGCAUCAGCAGUUUCUGGAGAAACACAAACAGCAGUUCCAGCAACAGCAACUGCACAUUAACAAGAUGAUACCAAAACCUACCGAGCCAACUCGCCAGCAUGAAAGCCACCCUGAGGAGACGGAAGAAGAAUUACGAGAACACCAAGCACUUUUGGAGGAGCCAUACAGUGACAGAGUUUCGAGUCAAAAGGAGGUGCAAGGGUUGGCCAAUAUGGUACAGGUGAAACAAGAACCCAUUGAGAGUGAUGAAGAGGAAACAGAGCCACAACAGGAGCUAGAGCCUGGCCAGAGGCAAGCUGAACAGGAGCUGCUGUUCCGCCAGCAAGCCCUUUUACUGGAGCAGCAACGCAUUCACCAGCUGAGAAACUACCAAGCAUCAAUGGAGGCAGCUGGCAUCCCAGUGUCUUUUGGAGGGCACCGGCCUCUGUCCCGGGCACAGUCCUCACCUGCUUCUGCCACCUUUCCCAUGUCUGUACAGGAGCCACCCACUAAGCCAAGGUUCACAACAGGCCUUGUAUAUGACACCUUGAUGCUGAAACACCAGUGUACCUGUGGAAACACAAACAGCCACCCAGAGCAUGCAGGGAGAAUCCAGAGCAUCUGGUCCCGCCUUCAGGAGACAGGCCUCCGUGGCAAAUGUGAGUGCAUUCGUGGAAGAAAAGCAACUCUAGAAGAGCUACAAACAGUUCACUCAGAGGCCCAUACACUGCUGUACGGAACAAACCCUCUGAACAGGCAGAAACUGGACAGCAAGAAACUUCUAGGUUCUCUAACAUCAAUGUUUGUCAGGCUCCCUUGUGGUGGUGUUGGAGUUGACAGUGACACAAUUUGGAAUGAGGUUCAUUCAUCUGGUGCUGCUCGCUUGGCUGUGGGGUGUGUCAUUGAACUUGUUUUUAAAGUGGCCACAGGAGAAUUAAAGAAUGGAUUUGCUGUAGUUCGACCUCCAGGUCACCAUGCAGAAGAAAGUACACCCAUGGGGUUUUGCUAUUUUAAUUCUGUGGCAAUUGCAGCCAAGCUUCUCCAACAGAGACUGAACGUUAGCAAAAUCCUUAUAGUGGACUGGGAUGUACACCAUGGAAACGGUACUCAGCAAGCUUUCUACAAUGACCCUAAUGUUCUUUAUAUUUCACUACAUCGCUAUGAUGAUGGGAACUUCUUCCCAGGCAGUGGAGCUCCUGAUGAGGUCGGCACAGGACCAGGUGUUGGUUUCAAUGUUAAUAUGGCCUUUACUGGGGGCCUUGAUCCACCAAUGGGAGAUACAGAAUACUUAACUGCUUUCAGAACGGUAGUGAUGCCAAUUGCCAAUGAAUUUGCCCCAGAUGUUGUGCUGGUAUCAUCUGGUUUUGAUGCUGUGGAAGGUCAUCCUACACCUCUUGGAGGGUAUAAUCUAUCAGCAAAAUGCUUUGGGUACCUGACGAAGCAGCUGAUGGGAUUGGCCGGAGGUCGAAUUGUUCUGGCCCUUGAAGGGGGUCAUGACCUGACAGCCAUUUGUGAUGCAUCUGAAGCAUGUGUUUCUGCUUUGCUGGGAAACGAGCUUGAUCCUCUUCCAGAAAGGGUUUUCCAGCAGCGAGCAAAUGCUAAUGCCGUGCAGUCCAUGGAAAAAGUUAUUGAGAUACACAGCAAGUAUUGGCAUUCACUCCAGCGUUAUGCCUCCACGGUAGGGUACUCCUUGAUUGAGGCACAGAAGUGUGAAAAUGAAGAAGCAGAAACUGUAACAGCCAUGGCAUCCUUGUCAGUAGGUGUGAAGCCAGCUGAAAAGAGACCAGAUGAUGAACCCAUGGAAGAGGAGCCUCCCCUGUAGCGUUCAUUCUGAGCUGGAGUUCUCCUGUUUGUUCGUCCUUGUCUUGAAGCUCUGCCAAGAAGUUUUCUCUUGUUACUCCUGCGUCCUGUCAUGGUUUUCUUCCAGAAUGCAAAAGGACAACCAGGUGUAAAACAAAGCAACAGAAAAAUCUCUCCAUGUUAUAUAUACACGUAUGCAGUAUAUACUUGCAGAAAAGGAAAAAUGCUGGUGAAGAGCAGCAAUGUUAUGGACAAACACGUGCCAGGCACUCUCCUCUGUUCCUCAGUGGAAGCUGAAAGGGGAAUGAAGCCUGUGAAGUCUCUGGCAGAGUUGCCAAUUUUUUUCUAAAAACAAAAAUCAAAGAUUCAACAAUACACGGACACACACACACACACACACACACACACACACACACACACACACACACACACACACACACACACACACACACCUUCAUUUAAAACUGGUGCUUACAAUUUGAUUAUCCACAACUCAGCAAUCUCUGUUUGAACCACUCGACCCAUCUUGUAGUUGUGUUUCUUGGAUUUUUUUUAAUGGCUCUUGCCUGCCUGUGAGUGAAAGACAUUCUCAUUAAAACCAGAACAGUGUGAGAUGGUGUAUUUUUAACAAGGACAGAGUGGGAACCAGAAUUAGCCUUUAUAGAUAUCUAUAUAUGCACAUAUAGAUAUAUAUAAAGACAAAAUUAGAAAGAAAAAAAGAAGGGGAAAUGGUAGUCCAGAAGGAGUUCGGCUUUAGUAUCUCCAAAGCCAUCUGAAGAUGAGUUUGUGCCUUUUUUUCAAUUAAUCUGAUGGAUUUGGGGCAGCUGGAUUUUCUGAAGUUUGAGGAACAAUGCCUUAAGAAAAAACAGCAGCAGUUCAUGAAUAGAUUUCCUCUGGCUGGGAAAGCUAAGAACUGCCAUCAGGAAGGAAGACUUUUUCACUUGUGCUGGCAUGAUUAUGGAAUGCAGGCAUUAGCUGAAUAGAGUGUCUCCAAAACUGUCUACAAGCUUGGAUUUUUUGUUUUUGUUUUUGUUUUAUUGUUGUUAAAAAAAAAAUAAGGUAGUUGCCAAGAAAGUGGCAAAUACUGUUGGGUCUUUGAAAUUCAAACAAUUUUAAAAACAUUUUCAAAUGUUUUUCUCUCUCAUACAUUACCUAGUAAUUGAACUUAUCAAUUUGGUUGUUGAAGCAUGUAAUAGACACAAAUGCAGUUUUAAGAUUGGAAUGCUUUUUAUUAAAAGCAACUAGCAUGAGAUAUUGCUUAAAUUGUUAGGUAUAAAUAUAUAUAUAUGUAUAAUGUAUAUUCCAAAUGUAUUCCAAGUUUAGAAACCUGAUUCUCAUGAAUUAUUGAUAAAAUAUUUAUAAUGCAUUUAUAGAAAAAUAUAUAUAAUAAAUGCAGAUUAUAAAUAAAUUCAGCCAUUGAAAGGUCCCUAGUGAAAGAUUUGUGAAUUGGAAUGUAAAGGUGCUUUUGGAAAGGGAUCUUGUUUGAAACUCAUGCAUUUUCAAACUGUAGGUUGAAAAGUUUUCAGAACACCAACACAUUAGCCACUGGCAACUACCCUACACAUUUGUAUUUUAAUUUAAAGAUUUUAGUUUUGAUCCUUUUCUAACAGAAAUGAGUUUUUAUAGCAAAGAUUAUGAAUUUGCUGUUAAUUUUUAUAUUGAUAUUUCACAGAAACCCUAAAGAAGCCUUGUUUGUGUGAAUCUUACAUUUAUUUUCCAUUAGGCAAUUGCUUUUCCAAACGGUAACAAUGUCUGAACCUUUUUUCUCCCUAAUUUCUUGCUUGUACAUUAUUUUCUGAUAUUUUUUUAGUCUUUUGUACAGUGAGCAGCUUUCUGCAGGCGUAAGGAGUUGUUGCAGUGUCAAAAUUUUAUUUUCAGAAAGCGUGCAUUUAACGAAAGAGGGGAAUCUGAUGGUCUCUCUUGUAUAAUGAUACCAACGAUUGUAUAUUUCCUCAGUUCUGUCAUAAUAGCUAUGUAAAGAAAAUAAGGAGUUUUCUUACCUUAAACAUAGUAGUAUUACAACGAGUGAUGUAUCAUAUCCUCCAUGUGGAUUGUAGUGAGGAUUAUAUAUGGCAUUAGUAGCUACCAUGUUGAAGGCUUGCCAGACACUACUGGGGCAACUAGCAUUCUCUCCCACUCCCACCACCCCUCUCCCUCUCUCUCUCACACACACGCCCACAUUCAUACCUGUUAAACUUCUUUCUGAACCACCCUUGUUGUUAAAACUGUAACUUUACUCCUGCAAAGAUAUUUUUUUAAAUUUAUUUUUAAGAGGAUGUCAUUGUUGGGCGAGAGUUUUAAUCUACAGACUCAUUUAUUUUUCCCUGUUAUAUUUUGAAGAUGGCCCUCAGUAGAAGCAGCUAAUCCUUGGGUUGUGGAGUUAGACAGCUAGUGGAGACUAUAUUGACACAUGUACCAUUGAAAAGCAGUGUAAGAUAGCACGGAUUACUCAGCUGAGCAACCAAGGGUUUUUAUUAUUAUUAUUAUUUUAUUUUGUUAUUAUGACAACUGACAGGGUCAUUUUGUAGUAACUUAUUUUCCAGUUCUUGAAGUAGCCGUUUUCAGUCCAUGCAGAACUUAUUGAAUUCAGACUUGUGGAAAGAAUUUGAAACAUACCACACAUAUAAGCAAGUACAAGAGGGUUCUUUGCUUUGUUUUAAAACAAACACUACUGUAUUUGAGUUUUUGCUAACCCAAGUACAUUUACAGUUAUGAAUAGCUUUGGCUAGUACAACGGUCUUCAGCACAUUCUGACAGUAAGGUUCAAAUGUAAAAAUAUAAUGUAUACGGAGACAUUGGUUUUUAAAUGACCACUUUGCUGCUGUGAUCUAAAACAUAAUUUGGCUGUGGAAUCUUGUGAUUUCAUAUACAGAGUAGUUUUCCCAUUUAUAAAUGUUGGCAAUAUCAAUAUAUACAUGAUCAUUUUAUCUCCAUCCUUCCCCAACCAUUUUAUGUUGUGUUAACACUUAUUUUCAAUAUUAGUUGUGGAAAACAUUCUUGUAUUCCUCUUCCGUUGAGAAGACUUACUGAUAGAUUGAAGUUUUUUUUUAAAUUAGUGUAGGGGUAGCCUGAAAUAUUCAAUAGCCUUCCAUCUCCUCACUUUCAAGAGGCAUUGUCCAUUUCUUUUUAAAUCAUUUCAUUAACUUAUUGCCAUCAAUGGAAAGACUUACCAAGACUCAUCGGUCUACUCCAAAGUCCAGAUCACUUGGAUCUGUUAAAACAUUUCUUACACGACCCCACUCAGUGGGUCAAGUCUGGGUGCUCCAUCAACUGGUGCAGACAGAAUGGAAAGGGGGCCCUUGUGUUGGAGACCACCUGUUUUAUUUUUUUCACCCCUUGAGCCUUCAGCCUCUUUUUCAAGAAGGCUGCUCAAAGUGUUGCUCUGCCUGGGUCUGUGGGCAGCCGGGACUGAGGGGGAUGCUAGCAAACUCUCAGGAGCAGCCAGCAAAAAGGUGCAUGUGCAGAUAGAUCCAGUGAGCAUUUUUUCCAUUUCCUUAGUUGUCACCUUCUGAACCCAAGUAUGAUGCACCUGAGCUCCACCAGCAAGAGACCAGAGGUUGUUCUACCACAACGCAUCACAUGGCUUCCAAGCCAGUGGGGGUGGCCCAGGAGAAUAUCAGCAGUUUUGUUUCUUUGACCUGUCUGGAAAGGAAAGGACAUCUUAGAAUGGUCUUACACAGAAGUGAGUCCCAGUUUGCAGUACACAAUUGAUCAUUUUGUUUUUUACUUUCAAUAUGAAACAUUCCUUUUUUAUUAGUCGCAGUCCUGUAUUCAUUCCAUUCUUCCUUUUGUAAACUUUUUGGGCCCACGUGUUUUAUGGGCAUUGAUAUAUAUAAAUAUAUAUAUAAAUAUAUAUGAAUAUAUUUUUUUAAGUUUCCUACACCUUGAGGUUGCAUGGUCUGUAAGGUUGGCAUGUCUUUAUAUUGUAUACAGAUUUUGCACGCCAAACUUGGCAGCUUUGAAAAAAGAAAAUAAAAUUGUUUUUUUCCCUCUCAUGGCAUUUGCAGAGACAAAAGUUGGGACAUUUUUCUGUCAAACAUGUAUACAAAAAGGAAGGAGAGUGGAAAAAAAAAUUGCGUCUUACUGAACUUAAGAAAUUGUGCUUUUUAUUGUAAAAAAAAUGAAUAAAUAAAAAGGACUACUUAAACAUUUCUCAUUUUAAGAAAAAAAAAAGUUUAUCUAGCACUUGUGACUUACCAAUAAUAGAGUUUAUUGUAUUUAUGUGGAAACAGUGUUUUUAGGGAAACUACGCAGAACACACAAAGUAAACUGCCUGUCAUCUUUUUUUAAUUUGAUUGGGGUUUAUUUUUCUUUGCCGGAAGGGUGGGGGGAGGUUGGGUGCAACAGUUUGUCAACACGUGUAGUCAUUAAUUCUAAGAAAAUAAAUCAUGAGGAAUUUAAAGAGUUAACUCUCCAGCACAGCUGUGUUAACUUUUUUUUAAUUACUUUUAAAUGAUGUAUCACUAGAUUUCACUUUAAACAGUCGUGUACUGUGCAAGCACUGUGGUUUAAAACAAAACUUUACAUCAAAAGGAAAAAUGUUUCUUCAUUGUGAUGAAGUUGAGCUCGUUCUCAGCUCAGUUUCACUUUGUCUUUGAUAUUGAUGAAAAAGUAUCCUAUUGAAAGAAAAUAAAUUAACACUUUUCUGUGCUCCAUAGUGGAGGCGCUAUUUUCCAAUUUAUGAGGAUUACAAACUUAUAUAUAUAAUAUAUAUAUAAAGGGGGGGGUUGAAACAUUAUUCACCCAAGAGCUUAUUACAGAUAUGUAGUAUCAAAAAGUUGUAACUAUAUUAUAUUCUACUUUAUACCUAUACAUGCUCAGUAUGAUGUCACCAUUGGUAGCAGCUACCGGUUUACUCUGUAAUUGAGACACAAUUUCACUCUUAUUGUAUGGACCCUACUUUAAGUGAUGGUAGCAUCCUUUGUGCUAAAAUUUUCUGAUGGUCCUUUCUUUUACUUGGUGGAGUUGGAAUUUGUUUUCUCAUUCUUGUUUUUGUUCUGUUCGGGUUUUGUUUUUGUUUUUUGUUUGUUUUUGUUUUUUUUAAACUGGCCAAUGGUGUCUUUCUCUGACUGUACCGACUUCAAUUUCAACUUUAUUAGGAGUCCAGUAUUUUGUACCACAUUAUGACAACUUGUUAUUCUUGUGGUGUAAAUAAAAAGAAAACAUUAAUUAUAGUA